Molecule: messenger RNA, 10896 nt
Organism: Iphiclides podalirius (scarce swallowtail)
Lineage: Eukaryota; Metazoa; Arthropoda; Insecta; Lepidoptera; Papilionidae
Source: the annotation of a GenBank genome assembly
AUGUUCAACGUAAUAGAAACGUCGCCAGGGGAGUACGGCUAUGGGCAGAGCUUAUUGCAUCCAGGGCAGCUAGUUUUCCAUACGCCGCCGUACAACAGUUUGAACGUUUGCCUACAACCAACUAACGUCGCGACACUGAUACCUUCGCCUUUACCGCAAGCCUUAAAUAAAUCGCCUCAAAGCGCGGAACGUAGGAGUUUGACCAGACGGUUCUCUUAUACUAGUAUGAGCAAAGGCAGCAACAAUGUGCUCGUUUCUAGCACUAAGAGUGACGUUCCGUACGCGCGGCUAGUAGACUCAACAGUGCCUUUAGGUAAUUCGAAAAUCGACAGUGACUCCAAACUGAACAAAAGCGUUCUUAACGUGCCCCAGAUGGAGAGUAGCGUUUCAGAUUCUAAGCUGGCCCUCAGUUGUGGGGUUAAGGAGAGCACAAACGUGUCGGCCAAAAAAUCCGUGCAAACCGAGAACGAGGUGUUCACGGCUCCUAAGGUACCGGCACGUAGCGUCGGUGUCUCCGAAUCUCAUUACUCGCUCAACUCUCAACCGCCACACGAGGAAAUACAACCGCAGGAAGUUCAGAGGGCAAUGUCGAUUACGAGUGAAAACCAUUCCGAAGCUUUCUUCUCGGCGGACGAGGAUAUGUUCCCCAGUCGAUCUUCAAGCUUGAAACAUUCCUUCGGCAGCCGCCACAGCAAUCCAAAAGACAAGAGCUCGUUCGGCAUAAACGAUAUAACUACCGAAAAGUGGACAAACUCAAUUCCUCGCUCGGAGGUGGUUGACGCUCCCGACACUAUAAGCAAUCUCAGCGCCGGGGUGCAGCCCGAUUCUGAAAGCGGAUCCGUUUCCUCCACCUCUUUUAUCUCCGCAAUUUCAUCGCAAGAGGACAUGACACUCGUGAACCUACAUAUGCAGACCAACAAGCCGAUCGUGGAGUCUCCAUUACUCAUGGCCAGUUACAUGCACAACCUUCCACAGUAUAAGUGCUCUAAUUGGUCUUUAUGCUCUUUGCCUAGCGGUAGAGACGCCUUCACGCUGCCGCUUUUCAAGAGGGCCGAUGAUGGUUCGUUGGUUUAUGUCGGACAGAAAUAUUUACCCAACUUCGAACAGACUGGAAAGGUGAACAUCUUGAGACUUAUUCCUAAAAAAGACGGGCACAACACCCAAAGUCAACACGGCCCAUUCUCCAAUCUGACGCCGCACUUCAAUUCACAAAUUAAAGCGCACCCCUACCCUCAAGCGUGGUGGGAGUUGCAGCAGAACGUUCAAGAUAAUCAGGAGAACAUCACCGACAAAAGCUCAGCGUCCACGGCCACCACGACCAGCGAUAGCAAAAGUGGCUUAUUUAUUAAACUGCGUGGAGAAAUUGACGUGAUGCUGACACCACUAGUGUUGGAAAGCACACAAAAAUUCGUAGAAUCCUUAACUCCCGUUCUGGCUAACAUUCACCCGAUAACGGUUAUAAAUCACCUGCGGUUGCUUUGCAUUUCUUCCGUGGAAAGCGCAAACGUCCUUAAACAGAAGCAGUACGUUUGGAAUUGGUUGCCGCAGAUGCAAACAAACGGCCAGUCCAGCAUAAUAGCGGACAAGGAUGAUAAACACAAGAUUGCAACGAUCCCCCAACCGAACGUGUACGAAGAGACCAUUUGCGAUCAACUUCAAGCCACAGUUACUGUGCCCAAAGUCAACGUGAUAUUUAUACAGUCGUCCGUUGUGGAAGACAUGAUUUCAUUCUCUGCUUUAGACAACAUACAAGAUCUGACCUGCGUGUCUCUCUUCGGGCUGUCGGUUGAAAAUAUAGUGGCGAAGUACGUCAGCUCCAAGAAGACUUUGGAAUCCAUUCAGCUGUAUUAUAGACCGACGUUGCGUGCUCUCGGGAGUAAGAAGUCCUUCGGUAUCAUGAAGGGUCCGCGUGCAUUGAUCUCCGCCCAAUCUUCCGGUCGAAAGAGAGGACCUGAGAAGGGUGAACCUGUAUUCAUCGAGACUUCACAACAGCAGUGCGAGGACACUACCAUCACUCUUAACGUCGGUAAGGUUCACGGCCAACUGCGCCGUAUACGCAACGAGUCCUCUCAAUUGAAAGACGCCACCGUGACCGGCAUACCGUGCCAACAUUCCAAGGUGUGUUUCAAGUUCACCAAAAUGGAGCCGUGCAGCAAGGGUUGUGAAACCACGUGCUGCCAGAACGGCCCAAUGGAGGGCCAGAAGGAGGGCUCCAUAGGCUUCAUCAUGUUCGAGUGCGGCCUGGAGGGCGUCUCGAUAAAAGUCUCCCAGCAUUCGACCUCGCACAAGGCGAACGAGGAGAAGAAGCCCGCGCGCAACGACAACGAGAGCUGCCGCGAGUCCGUCAAAUCGGCCGAGGACCUGAAACCGGACAAGGAGCGGGGGUCCAAGGGCCACCGGACCUCGGGCAUCGAGGACCUCUUCAGGAAACGCGAGUCGAACUCGAAGCCCGGCACCCCGAACCUGAGCGCGGCGCAGCCGCCCCCCGCGCCGCCGGAGCCCACCACCCCCGGCCCGGAGGAGCCCUCGGACAGCACCGCUACCAUCGUGCCCGUGAAGGACAACGGGAACAGGUCCUCGUGCGCUAUAGACCUGAAGGUGGUCUGGUUCAACUUCGCCGCGCCCCCGCGCACCCCCAUCACCAAGAAGAUUGACUACACUCGGCUGGACUGGAAUCUGCUGAGCACCGCGUCGCCGGCGAUCAACGCUUGGAUGAACCCGUGCAACCGGCUGGGCAUCCGCGUGGUGGCGCUGUACCGCGCGCGGGCCCGCCGCCUCGCCGCCACCGCCGCCAGCCUGAUGGCCGCCGCCCUGGACCGCGCGCCCAGCCACGCGCUGCCCAAGAGCCGGUACGGGCGGCACACGCCGAUGGCGAAGCAGCUGCGCGAGGAGCCGUCGCUGCAGCUGUGCGGCGUGCUGCUGCGCCACGCGCUGCAGGCGGACGCGGCGGCCGUGCAGGCCGACCUGGCCGAGCGCCACCUGCCCUCGCUCUCCACGCUGCGACAGGGCGUGAUUGUAUUGAGUCGACAGUGGAAGAACAUCCUGUAUACACCAUUACUGCUCGAGCACAACUACAAGAGCAAAGUGAUGAAACCUCUAAACGUGACAUUCGCGCUACCGGACUUGUUAGAGGACUCCGUGGAGGGUUGGCAGGAGUACACUAUAGAAAACGAGGCACUCGACGAGAACUGCCUCCUUCUAAACAUGGAAGCGGACAACCUGAACCUGACAUUGCGGGGCGCGCAGAGCAGCCGGGCGAGCCUAGUCUUCCCCUCGCUGCCUUUCUCCACGAGGAAGACCCCGUUCCAGGACGACGCGAUUGCGAACUACGGAACUCUGAAGGAAGACCUGCCGACCGUGGGUUCGAACCCGUCUCUUUACUCUCCGCACGGCAGCCACGACGACGUGGCCAACGAGCGCGCACGCGAGGACCUCUACCAGUGGAUGGCCAAGCAGGAGCCCAUGAAAGUGGAGCCGAAGACGAAGAAGCCGAUAAUCCCCGCGUCGAAGAUGAACCCGCGCGCGAUGGCCGCCUCGCUGCCCGCCUGCAGCCUGUACCCGCUGCAGGGCUCGCUGAUGCUGCUGGACGCGCACCUCGUGUUCCAGCCGCUGCUGGCGGCGCUGGGCGUCUCGCCGCACCAGGUUCCGCAAGGUGCGAAGGGCGCCGCUGGAGCCGGCGGCGAGGGCGCCCCCGCGCUGGACUCGCUGGGCUCGGAGCUGUCGCUGCUGGCCUGGGUGGACGCGUUCCGCAUCGACAUCGUCGUCUCCGAGCUGGCCGCGCGCGAGCGCCGCCACAACGCGCCCAAGCCCAAAGGCCACCCGUGCCACAUCGACAUCCCGUCGGAGACGCCCGCCUUCCUCUGCGAGAAGGUCUCCAUCGACGUGGACCUGAAGAAGGUGGCCGACAUGACGGUGGACGACCUCAUCCAGCGGCGCAACGUGCUCUACAUAUCGCGCGGGCAGCUCAAGAAGCACAUCAGCACCAUGCUCAACUUCAACGUCAGCGUGCGCUUCAUAUCGCAGCAGGUCAACAUGCCGCUGCUCCGGUUGCUGCACCAGAUCAGCAACAUGUACCAGAACGUGAAGGACACGCAGACGGAGCUUCGCACCCAGACCAGGAUCAACCACCGCCAGAACAAGCACACCUCCUCCUCAGUUUCAGACUUCCGCGAGAACGUGGCGAGCCUGUCGUCGCUGGACAAGGAGAGCGCGUACGCGGUGGGCGUGGGCGUGGGCGGGGGCGUGGGCGUGGGGCUGGGCGUGGGCGUGGGCACGAGCGCCCCGCCCGUGAGCGCGGCCCCUCCGCCCGCGCCCCGCGCCCCCCGGCCCCAGUCGUUCGCGCAGAAAUUGCGCUCCACCGGCAAGAGCGUCAAGGGCCGCCUCGGUUACAGCUCGCUGAACGAGGGCGCGCACACGCCGAUGUGCGGCGCGGCGCCGCCGGCCGUGGCGUCGGCGCCGCACCUGCCACACAUGCCACCGCUGCCACCGCUGCCACCGCACGCGCACGCCCCCUCGCCGCACUCGCUCGGCGCGCCCGAGUCGCAGCUGGCGCCGCGCUGCUGGCGCACCGUCUACCUGCUGCUCGACCUCUACGCCAACAUGCCGGACGCCGACACCAUCACGCACAGGUUCUCCGUGUCGACGGAGCUGCCGGAGCAGUAUCGGCAGCCGCGCGCCAGGCCCAGCUCGCGCGAGCAGAACGCCUCCAACUCCUCGUCGAGCAACGCCGCCAUGGGCAUCGUCGUGGUGGGCGUCGCCAGAAUCCACCGGACCCGUCUGCUCGCGUCUCUCUCGGGAUUGAAGCUGGAAGCGGAGAUCACAUCGCUGCAGGCGUCCCUCUCCGCUUCUCGCACCCGCCAGUGGUCGCUGAGCGGCAACCUGGGCCGGACCAUGAUCGUGCUGCUGGAGGGAGUCGCGCCCAACCAGCAGACGGUGGUGCGCGUGAGCGUGGGCAAGUCGCAGGCGCUGUACUCGUGGGAGGGCGGGCGGCUGGGCGCGGCCGCGCUGCUCAGCGUGGGCGGCGUCAGGGUGGACCUGCCGCAGCACCCCGUCGCGCUGCACGGCGUCAUGACGCGCUCCAGCCGCCAGCUCUCCUCCACGCUGCAGGAGUUGGGCGUGACGCGCACCUCGUCGCGAAUGUCGCGCAACCCGCCGAGCGCCCCGGCCGCCGCCAACGGCCAGGGCGCCCCCGGGGCGGCCGCGCCCAGCGGGGCGGCGGGGGCGGGGGCGGGUGGGGGCGCAGGGGCGGGCGCCGAGCCCGAACAGCCGUCGGGGGAGGGCCGAGCCCCGCGCGCCCCGCGCCCCUCCACUCACGCGGUGCGCCACGACCCGCUGCUGCAGCCGCUGCAGCUGCAGUUCUCCAUCAUGCUACAGAGCCUGAGCAUCACUGCGGCGUUGCUGCCUUCGCUGCAGGCGCAGUAUCGAAUGGAACAGGUGCACAGCACAGGCGUCACCGGCCUGAAAGCCCACUUCACCGUCGACCUGCCCACCCACUCGCUCAGCUUUGCCACCAAGUUGCAGGUGACUGAAGCGAACAUCCCGGCAGCGGCUUCCGUCGCGCUGCCGGCGGUGUCGUGUCGAGCGCGCGUGCUCGAGUGCGGUGCGGAAGGGGGCGGUGGCGGGGAGGAGGGCGACGGCGGUCAAGGGGGCGUCGGCGGCGUUGGGGGCGUGGGGGCCGAGGCGGCACACGAGGAGGGCGUGGUGCUGCGCGCCGGACGCUAUCUGGCCGCCACCGCCGACAUUGGCCUGUUCGAGCAUACACUCUCCACGGACCUGCUCAACCACUUGGUGUUCGUGCAGAAGGUGUUCAUGAAGGAAGUGAACGAAGUGGUGCAGAAAGUGUACGGUGGGGAGAAGCCUGUUCCGUUGUGGAACGAAGAGGAGGCGUCUUCUUCGGCGCUCAGUCGCAUACUCUUCUCUCUCAUCAUCCGGAUCAAGCGCAUCCAGCUGACGGCGACGACGCCCAGCAACUCGGCGGUGCGGCUGGAGACCGGCGCGGUGGAGUUCGAGCUGUCCAACCGCGUGCAGAACGUGCCCCCGUCGGCCGCCCCCCACGACCUCAGGCUCUUCGCGAGGGCGCAGGUUGACGUUAACCUGAGUUUGGGCCAGCUGAUUCGCAACGCAAUGUUCGAGGAGGCGGAGCCAGAGUUCCAGCAGUACGCGUUCUUCAACACCAGAAUAUCGAUGCGCAACGCCUUCCAAGAGGAGCUCUCGAGCGCAGAUGGAGAGGAGAGGGAGGAGAGGGAGGAGAUAGAGGAGAAGGAGGUGGUGCUGAUCACGCUGAAGAGGCCGCUGGUGUACGUGCAGCCGGUGGCCGUGGACAAGGCGAUCCUCGUGUGGCUCAACUACAAGAACGCGUACGAGUACUGGAACGAGAAGCGGCUCAACCUCAACAAGGAGGUGCUCACCGCCACGCAGCAGGUCUUCGAGAAGGUGCAACUGACGUCACAAAUCACCACGCCGCACCUCAGUACGCUGUUCCUGCAGCUGAACGUGGACGACAUCGGGAUCUGCUUACCCCUCAACCAACCGCCGGUGGCCACUUGGGGCCGCGGAGUGUACGAGCCGGAGAGCAGGGGCGCCGUGGUGGUCACCCUCGAGAGCACCAGCAUCUCCGCCUGCAGCUCGGGGUCCCUCGUCAGCAAGGGGCGGUUCGUGGGGCUGUGCCUGCGCUUCGCCGAGGACUUCGAGGCGUCGCUGGACGACUGGAAGCCGGAGGCGGCCGAGGCCACCACCAACGUGUGCUGCGUCUCCGAGGGCACCUACGAGGUGUGCAGCCGCACCACCGCCGCCAAGCGCCACGAGAACGCCAAGUGGUUCCUGAACGUGUCGUGGCAGAUGGAGGGCGUGGACAUCCACCUGGACGUGAACGUGGGCAAGCAGCUCUCGGCGCUGGGGCACACGCUCACCAUGCUCACAGGUUUCGAAGAGGAGGACCCAUUCCAGAAGAUGGAUCCGUACGAGAGCGACGUCGACGAUGAGGCCGAUAACAGCAAGGGCUCUCAGGAGAGCAUCGUGUUCCGGCGCAAGUGGGCCGACCACCUGCCCGCGUUCGUGUUCGACGCCAGCCUGGACGCGAAGAAGCGCUCCAAGCUGAUCGAGAAGGAGAUGACGGAGCAGGCGCGCAUCAUCAACGACCUGCGCAGCCUCGGCGCCAGCCACGCCACCAUCGAGCACGAGCUGCGGCGGCUGCACGACCUGGAGGCGCUCGUCUUCAAGGACUUCCGCAGGGACAUGAUCCAGAAGCUGCGGCGGCAGAGCGUGCGCGCCAGCUCGCUCACGCGCGGCAAGCUGGGCCUGGCCGCGCACCGCAGCCACUCCUUCGUGGGGCCCGCCAAGCCGCACGCGCACUCGCCGCCGCCCGCCCCCUUCCCCGGAGCGAUGGAGGGGAGCCUGGGCUCCAGCAGUACAGUGGGCGACUCGGGCGAGACCCUGCUGCUGGCGGACGAGGACAACCGGCUCACGGACAUCGUAGAAGGCGGCAGCUGGAGCUCUAUGGAGAGCGAGCUGCUCACCGGUCCGUCGCGGUCGGCGUCGCUGCGGGCGCGGGGCUCCGGCGGUGCGGGGGGCGUGGGCGCUGGCGGUGGCGGGGGCGGGGGCGUGGGCGGCGCGGGGGGCGCGGGGGGCGUGCAGCGCCAGAGCUCGCUGCCGGCGCCCAAGCCCGAGCGCCGCGACUCGCUGCCGCCCCGACGCCGCCUCGACCCAGGAACAUCAUCGGAGAGCCAGGCGCAGUCCGAUGGCGGCAAGCAGGGCAAGGCUAAGACCGCGGAGCCCAACAUCGACUUCGAGCUGGACGUGAAGGUGCACAUCAACAGCGGCAAGUGCGUGCUGCACACCAAGGAGCCGGGACGCGACGACGACAUGAAGAUCAGCGGGUCCCGGGGCCGCGUGGGGCGCUCGACGUCGGGCGGUCUGGCGGGGGCGGGGGCGUCGGGGGGGGGGGGGGCGUCGGGGGCGGGCGUGGCGGCGGCGGGGGCGGGGGCGGGCGGCAGCGAGGCCAGCUCGCCCGGGGCGCGCCGCAAGCCGCGCCUGCCGCCCGCGCCGGACCUCACCGUCUUCCGAGUGCCCGGCCUGCAGCUCAAGGUGCACUACGAAUCGAAGACCCUGCCAGAGGAGGCGCCAUUCCCUCAGCCGCCGCUGCCGCGCAAGGUGGGCACCAAGAAGGCGGCGCUCUUCGCCUGGAUCACGUUGCAGAGCAUUCCCGAGGAGACCAUCAUCAGCCCCCACAUCCUCGAGUUCCUCGAGCAGACCCUCGAGCCGAUACCCACCAAGGCCUCCUUCUCCACGCCCACACCUGAGGCGGACACGUCGGAGCGGCCCCGCUCGGCGGAGGCGGCGUCGUACGGCCAGUACGUGUACGCGUCCUUCCCCGUGGACGUGAUCGUGCACUUCCACACGCGGCCCUCCGCCUUCCGCUUCAGCUGCCUGCCCGCCUCCAGGGUCGAGUGCCUGCUGCAGCUGCCGAGCCUGCGCAUCGUCUUCAGCUCCAAGCGCGCCGGCGACGAGGAGAUGGCCGAGCCCGCCGUGGCGAUGGGCGGCCUCAGCGUGACCGGCUGCCUGGCCGACUUCUCCGUCUACGUGUUCCACCCGUACGGCGGCAAGAAGUCCAGCCUCAAGGAGGCGCAGUGGUCGCCGCUCUCCGACACCGAGCGCAAGGACUCGCUCAGCGUCAACGUGGAGUUCGUCAAGUUCCACCUGUCCAGGUCGCGGAAGCUCGACUUCCAGACCGACCAGGACCAGUCCAAGGCCACCGUCAGGUUCUCCACGAUCGUGGACGUGGGGUCUGCUUGGUUCAAGUACGACAUGCGGCGGCUGGGCGAGAUCCUGGCCUUCCCCAAGGCCUGGUACCGGCGCAGCAUCGUGCGCAGGAUGUUCCUCGGCGACGUCAGCGUGCACCACCACGAGCGCCGCGCAGGGUCCGCCAACAACGUCCCCGUUUCGCCCGUAUUGCCGCAACGAGAGAAAGCGAAGGCCGUAGAUGCACCAAAAGCCAAAGAGGACAAGAGCGGCGGCGCGGCGUGGGAGACGCUGGUGCUGUUCGCGGUCAACUUCACGAGGCUCAACGUGCACAUGAACAUGGGGAACGUCAUGGGCAACGUCAGCUGGCAGUCGCGGUCGCUGGGCGCGUCGGGGCGGCUGAGCAUCGGCAGCACGCACCGGCGCCACAUGGUGGUGCGCGUGGAGCUGGCCGGCUCGGCGCUGGACGCGCGCGCCGGCAUCGUCGGCGGCGCCAUCUCGCUGGCCGCGCUCAGCGCGCACGUCCACAUCGAGGAGGAGCCCGGCUGCAACCCGGGCCACGUGUGCGGCGUGCGGCUGGCGGCGCUCGAGCUGCGGCUGGAGUACAUGGGCACGGUGGUGCUGCUGGCGCGGGUGUCGCGGCUGCUCGCCUCGCUGCGCGACGAGUGGGUGGCGAGGGGCGGCGGCGGGGGGGCGAGGGGCGCGGAGCGGGGGGCGGGGCGGCCGCAGCCGGCGCAGCAGCCGCCCCGCCCCCGCGCCGCCGCCCGGCCCGCCGUCAUCCUGGCGCACGGCGCGCUCGGCUGGCACCAGCUGCAGAUCCUCAUGAGCCGCAGCACCACGCCCGACCUGCUCAAGAUGCAGCUCAAGCUCGAGGAGUUCUUCACGCAGCAGUUCAAGUCGAGCAAGCGCGUGUUCAGCUCGCUGCACCCCAGCUACGCGGCGGCGAGGCGCGACAGGAGGGAGCCGAAUUUGAACUCGGCCAGCGAACCGCAGCAGCAGCAGCAGCAUCAGGAGUUGCGCCACCACCGUCACUGGCAGAAGGUGUUGCGGCUGGUGUCAGGCAUGCAGCUCUCCACACUGCCAGCCCCCUUGCCGGCUAACGGCACGGUUCUCGGAGGCACGAUGGAGCUGCACGGCACCAACAUCUCCCUGGGCUGCUUCCACGGGAACAGCAUGAAGGCCAAGUCCUGGGCGCUGUUCAGCCUCAAGGACCCCUGCAUCAGCUUCGCCACAGAGGCCCAGCAGUUGGCCAACGAGGACGAGGAGCUGGAGGUGCAGGCGGUGCAGAGCCUGACGGCGAGUCUGGGGGGCGCAGGCGCGGGGGCGUUGGCGGGGGCGGGGGCGUUGGCGAAUGGCGGGGCGGGGGGCGUGGGCGGGGCGGGGGGGCACCAGUCGGUGGCCACGGUGGUGCGCAUGACGCGCUCGCUGCUCUUCCCGCCGCAGUUCAAGACGCUGCGCGAGUGGUUCCUCUACGCCUUCGCCGAGAGCGAGAUAGACGCCAUCGAGCAGUUCCCGUCGCUGGAGCGCGAGGGGAGCGGGGCGGGAGGGGCGGGCGGGGGCGCAGGCGGAGGGGGCGGUGGCGGUGGUGGGGGCGGCGGCGGCGGGGGCGGGGGCGACCGGGAGCGCGCCAAGGCGGGCGAGAAGCACGUGCGCGAGGUGAUCUUCGCGCUGCCCGCGCUGCAGCUGCACCUGCGCACCAGGCACCUGCAGCGCCAGGACGCGCCCACCGAGCAAGACGAGAAACCAGUGGUCGAGUGCAGCUUCAUAACGGAGUUCGAGGACCACAUCUUCGUGUCGGUGGACGCGGAGGCGUUCCUGUUCCUCCACGACCUCAUCUCGUCCUACAUCAAGGAGAAGGACCGCGUCAUGCCGGCCGGGUCCCGCGCCAGCGGCAGCAACCCGGCCACGGAGCCGGCGCCGCCGCUGGACUACCGCGACUACCGCUGCCUCACUUGGCACCUCGAACCCACCGUUCGGCUGCUGUCGUGGGCGGGCAAGUCGAUCGAGCCGUACGGCGUGGACUACAUCCUGCAGAAGCUGGGCUUCAGCCACGCGCGCACCACCAUCCCCAAGUGGCUGCAGCGGGGCGCCCUGGACCCGCUGGACGCGCUGCUCUCCGCGGUGCUGCUGCGGCUGGUGGCCAUCGUGCCGCGCAAGUCC